AUACUAAUUUAUGAAUAGCAAAUCAAAAAUUAUUAUCGUUAAGUCUUUGACAAUAGCCUGACACACUGAGUGGAUAUACUGAACAUCUACAGUGAAUAUAGCGAUGUCGAAACCGGCUUUGGUUGUUGUAUUUGUCCUUGGAGCGGUGCUGGCCAGCGUAAUGGCAGUUGAAGUGAACUUGGUGGACACAAGAAAAGCGACUACCGAUUUAAAUUGGGAUACUUCUCCGUCCGAUGGAACUGGGUGGAACGAGUUAAGCAACACAGAUGAGAACCAAGUUCCUCUUCGAACGUUUCAAGUUUGCGGGAUUCGAACACCCGGACAGAAUAACUGGUUUAAAACGAAUUAUAUUGAAUUAAAAGAAGGCGCGAAGAAUGUAUAUGUGGAAAUUAAGUUUACUAUAAGAUCAUGUCACGACAUCUCGAACGUCGCCACAUGCAAAGAAACUUUCAAUCUAUUCUACCUUGAAGCAAACUCGCCUUAUUCUGGAAGCGAUCAAUAUAUGAAUGAAAGAGUUUAUAAGAAAGUCGAUACGAUUGCAGCCGACGAGCGAUAUCCCAUCCGAUCUCACGUUACGAAUACAAAAACGAUCAAGAUCAGCGAUAUUCAAACUAACGGACUAUAUGUAGCAUUCCAGGACACUGGAGCUUGCAUGCUUAUUUACUACGUUCGAGUCUACUACAAAAAAUGCGACGAAGCUAUCAUGAAUCUUGCGAAAUUCCCUAGCACCGUCACCGGACCUCGGAUUACGUCACUAAUCAAGGUUACAGGAAAAUGUGUUACUAACUCGAUAUGGUCGGAUAGUUAUGAAGGUCCAACUCUUCUCUGCAACAGCGAAGCAAAAUGGAAACUUCCUGAGGGAUCUUGUCAAUGUUUACCGGGAUAUCAACCUAAUGAAGAAAUGACUGAAUGCAUCGAAUGCGUAGCUGGUCAAUACAAAUCAGAAGUUGGCAACAAUCAAUGUCAGACCUGCCCUGAUAAUAGUUUGUCGAUCAAGUUUGCUUCGAUGAAAUGUAUCUGCAGUGCAGGGUAUUAUAGAGCCAGAAAAGAUGGACAAGACAUGCCGUGUACAAAGCCUCCAUCAAAACCAGAAUCGGUUCAAUAUACCGUGAACGAAACGUCUGUAACCAUACGUUGGUCAUCGCCGAAAUUUACUGGAGGACGUACCGAUAUUACGUAUAGUAUUUCUUGUCUACGAUGCGACUCAACAUAUUCACUGUGUUCUGCUUGCGGGGACAACGUGGAUUAUGAGCCGAGAGGAAGAUUCCACAGCCAAAGACAUGUAGAAAUAAGAGAACUAUCGCCUCAUACUAACUACAGAUUCAGGAUCUUUUCUUACAACGGUGUAACAAAGAUCAGCGGUAAAGAUCCGACGUUUUCUGAGAUAUUGCUAAAGACAAGCGAAGCCGCUCCAUCUGCAGUAGGUCAUGUUCGAGUUAUCGAUCGCAAACCAACCAAUGUUCUCCUGAACUGGGAUUCUCCAACGAAACCCAACGGUAUCAUUCUUGAGUAUGAGAUUCAAUACAAAAGCGAUGGACUGAACGCUCCGCAGAUAAAGAGAAUAAACAGAACAAAAAGUCAGACUUUCAGAAUAAAAUAUCUUCCACAGGGAACAUCGUUUAUUGUCCAGAUUCGCGCCAAAAACGCUGCCGGCUAUGGACUAUUCAGCACACCCAUUGUAUUUCGUACAUUGGGGGUAGCGAGUCAUAAUCUAGACAAAACCAUCACACCAAGCAUCGAUGAGGACAAAAACAAAAUGGAAACGACCACCUACCCCCACACAGCAAAAUACUCUGCAGACAAUCUCCCAAUUGUAGUCGGAAUUGCAAUUUCAUGCGCCAUGUUGAUCGUUGUUAUCUCAGCUUUACUAAUUAUCAGUCGAAUCCGGAAUCAGAAUAAAAAACAGAAACACGAAUCCAUUGAAAUCUAUCCCUACUUUGAUAACGCAGUUGAUCUGAUCCAAGCGCACAGAGAACCCGUGAAAACCUACAUAGACCCAAGUACAUACGGAGAUCCCGAUCAAGCGGUUCACGAGUUUGCGAAGGAAAUCGAUUCUUAUAAUAUCAAGAAGGAAGAUCUAUUAGGAUCAGGCGAGUUCGGGGAUGUUUACAAAGGCCUCCUCCGUCCCAUGACACCAAUAUGCAACGACGACACACUACAGAAUCUGGCAAGUCCUUUUCGAUCAACGAACUUAGUAGUUGCAAUCAAGACAUUGAAAGCUGGUUACACAGAAAAACAGAAGCAGGAUUUCCUCAUAGAGGCGUCAAUUAUGGGGCAGUUCGAUCAUCCCAGCGUCAUCAGAUUAGAGGGCGUGGUCACAAAAACCACGCCUCUCAUGAUUGUGACAGAAUUUAUGGAAAAUGGCUCACUGGAUUUGUUUUUAGAGGAUCGCCAUUCACAAAACAGCGAACUCGGAAUCUUCCAGCUUGUGAACAUUUUACGAGACAUUGCCGAUGGGAUGAAAUAUCUAUCCGACAUGGGAUACGUUCACCGUGAUCUUGCCGCAAGGAAUAUAUUGGUCAAUGAUCAGUUGAUAUGUAAAGUAUCUGACUUCGGUCUCAGCAGAGAAUUAGCGAGUAUUCAAGAUGGCGGAACCGCUAUUUAUACAACCAAGGGAGGAAUGAUACCAGUACGAUGGACAGCUCCUGAAGCAAUCACCCAGCGUACAUUUACGUCAUCAAGUGACGUAUGGAGCUUUGGUGUCGUCAUGUGGGAGGUUCUCACACAUGGAGAAAGGCCUUAUUGGGAAAUGCCUAACAAAGACGUUGUGCACUGCGUGGAAAAUGGAUAUCGACUCCCUCCACCACCUUUCUGUCCCCGGAUUCUCCAUAAUCUCAUGUUAAACUGUUGGAAUAUGGAUCGAACAAGGAGACCCACCUUCACACAGAUUGUAGCGCAACUUGACAGCAUGCUACUCGCUCCAGAGAAAUUGAAUGAUACUAUUAAUAACAUUCCUUUUCACGAGCAAGCCGAAUGUAUCCCUGAAUCCCUCGAUUUGUCAUCUCUUGGCCAAUGGUUGGAGGACAUGAAUAUGACGCAAUAUAAAGACAUCAUGCUUAGAAAUGGAUGUGUAACUGCUGAGCAAAUUAUAAGACUUUCAGAUGGGCAACUUUACGAGAUGGGAAUCACUGAUGUCUCAACACAGAACAUUCUUCUUAAUGGAUCAGAUUAUUUGAGAGAAAGACUUGAAGCCAUUAGUGCAAGAGGGAUCACAGUCUGAGAACUUCCGCAAACUUGGCGUCUACCUAAUGUUAACACAGCGGCGCUUUCAGCAGUUAUUUCUGAUGGUUGCACUUUUAAGCACACAAAGAACUUGCAGUCUCACUGGAGUGUUUGUAAACGGUGAAGGAUAUAGUGUACACACGGUGUUUGCAAAACAAUCCUAAUAGAGACGUUUUGUUCAAAAAAAAAAA
Molecule: messenger RNA, 3413 nt
Organism: Styela clava
Lineage: Eukaryota; Metazoa; Chordata; Ascidiacea; Stolidobranchia; Styelidae
Product: ephrin type-A receptor 4-A-like
Biological process (GO): ephrin receptor signaling pathway; protein phosphorylation; axon guidance
Cellular component (GO): dendrite; plasma membrane
Molecular function (GO): transmembrane-ephrin receptor activity; ATP binding; protein binding
Source: RefSeq, a predicted model, not a curated record